Molecule: messenger RNA, 1425 nt
Organism: Microsporum canis CBS 113480
Lineage: Eukaryota; Fungi; Ascomycota; Eurotiomycetes; Onygenales; Arthrodermataceae
Product: tRNA-guanine transglycosylase family protein
Exons: 3
Coding region: 1-1425 (474 amino acids)
Molecular function (GO): tRNA-guanosine(34) queuine transglycosylase activity
Source: RefSeq, a predicted model, not a curated record
AUGGCUCCUGACAUACCGUCUAAUCAACCUGAAGGAAUGCUCAGCUUCAGUCUACUGGCACAUCCACCAACACAGCUUGCUCCGCGGCUGGGAAGACUAUGCAGAGUUGGGCGCAAACCGAUACUAACACCAGGCUAUGUGCCCAUCACAUCCAGAGGAGUGCUGCCCCAUGUUACUCAUGAUAAUAUAAAAGAACACAUGUCGAUAGGCAGUCUAUAUAUUGCCCUUGAAGAUUUCAUAGAACGAAGCUCUUUAAAAGAAAUACCACCAAUAUAUAACGUCCCCACGGACAAGUCAGAAUCUGCCCUACGAAAGUUCCUCUCCUUUGAUGAUGACUAUCUACUAUUCCUUGGGCCUAGGAGGAUUCCUCCCGUCGCCACGGCCGGCUCCAAUUCAGUUGAUUCGGUGACCAUCCUCACUUCAGUCGGGUACCAGCAGCUUCAGGUGGAACAGUAUCAUGAGGCUAUCAAGACAUUAAAACCAGAUAUUGCAAUUGGUAUAGCUGAUGUUCUCGAUAGACGGCCGGGUAUGAAGAGACGGGAGAAGAUGGUAGAUCGGACGCAUGAUUGGACUCAGUCGGCCAUAGACGUCUUGUAUAAGCCUGCAGACACAAGCAACCGGCUUACUGGAACAUCCUUUUUUGCGCCAAUUCUUCCGCUUGAAAAGGAACUGCAAACUUUGUACUCGCGAGACUUGGCGGAAGAAAUGAAUGAUUCUGUUGCUGGCUUUGCGCUGUGGGAUCCUUCAACAAUCGAGAUGAUUCCUCAGUCAAUGUGGAAUCUCCCACGGUUGUCCCUUGGUGAACCUAGUACUCCUCAGGAUGUACUCAAAGGAGUUUCCCUUGGACUAGACCUUUCAGCGAUAUCAUUCAUCGGAACAGCUUCUGAUGCAGGGUUGGCUUUGGAUUUUGUCUUCCCACUGAGCACCUCCCAGAGCAACGAUAGCACAUCAUCGCCCAACCCGCUAGCAAUUGAUAUGCUACUUCCCGCACAUUCCACAGACACUUCACCACUUGUCUCGGAUUGCCAAUGCUACACAUGCAAGACAUACCAUCGAGCCUACCUCCGUCACCUGCUCAAUGCAAAAGAAAUGCUCGCAUGGACGUUGCUUCAGAUACAUAAUCACGCAACCAUGGAUAGAUUCUUUGCCGCGAUCAGGACAAGUAUCGAGAAUGGGACUUUCGAAGAAGGUGUAAAGACCUUUGAACGUACUUAUAAGUCGGAUUUUCCCGAACCUAGUGGGCAGGGCCCAAGGAUGCGAGGUUAUCAGUUCAAAACUGGGCCGGGCGAGAAACGCAACCCGAAGGUCUUUGGACGCCUAGAUGGUGUUGCAGAAAAACUUCUAGAGUCCCAAUCGUCGGUAGUUACUCCGGAUGCCGAGGCUGAAGAACUGGAAGCACGAGGGUUUGCUGAAAAGACGCAGUGA